AGACCUAUUAACAAUCUAAACAUCAUAUCUACAGAAGGCACAAUGUCAGAAAUGAAUUCAGCUUCAAGAAAAUGGGUAUUUCUUACCCUACUAUUUGUUUCAAUUACUAUUAUUCUGGCGUCAGUUUUGAUUCACCAGCAUGUAAAUGCAAACUUUCCCAAGAAGUGCCCAAAUAAAUUUGUUCUAAAUGGCAUUAAACCCGAUUACAAGGCAAUAGAGAUAUUUUCCGACCUAACGCCAACAGAAUUGACCACCGUCAAGGACUUUCUGGUGAGCGAUAAGGACCUCAAUAUUGUUGCUUCAGAAGCCACCGUGAACAGCAACUACAUCUACAUGAUAGAGCUCUACAACUCAGACAAAAAGGAAGCUUUGAAUUACUUGGACCAUGGAGGAGCCAAGCCUGCUCGAGUUGCUAAGGCAGUGGUUUUCGGCGGAGCUGACGUUCAGCCAUCGAUUGCAGAAUAUCUGAUAGGCCCGCUUCCGAAUCCAACCUGGUACCGGCCACACAGUCCAUCAACGAGGAAACGCGUUAUUAAUUUUAGCUCUCGGCCAACGACAAUCCCGGAAUACACGGCUUUGUACACACAUUUUUUACCAAAAGCUUUAGAAAAAGUGAACCAUAUUUUGGAGGAGAGUUAUGGCUAUACGUAUCAUAACUGUACAAAAAAAUGCCUAACCGUUGGGGAAGUGGCACCAAAAGGAUUGAAGUCAGGAGAAAGGCGGUCCUGGGUAAUGCUUCUCCGACAAUUGGAAGGGUUUUACCUGCACCCAGUAGGCUUUCACGUUUUGGUAAAUCAUGAAAGCUCAAACAUUGCAAAAUGGGCAGUGGAGAAUGUUUACUACCAUGGCCAAUAUUUUUUAAGCAUCGAAGAGCUAAUCACAAAAUAUGACAAAGGUUCCAUUAUUAAGAUGAAGCUGAGUGACAGCAGUAGAAAAUCAUCGGGAUAUAAUCAUCACGGAGCCUUCAGAGCAGACACGUCUUUUAUAGGACCGCAGCAGUACGAGCCCAUGGGCCACCGGUACCGGGUUGACGGGAACUUUGUGCAGUACAUGCCCUGGACGUUCGCUUUCAGAAUCUCUUACAUGGGGCUUCAGAUAUUUGACAUCAAUCUUGAUUUGAAGCUUUCGUCACUAUACGAGAGCGGCCUCCUCGACAAGGGCACAGAAGUGGCUAUGUCAAUGAGUGCAACCCAAUAG
Molecule: messenger RNA, 1197 nt
Organism: Petromyzon marinus (sea lamprey)
Lineage: Eukaryota; Metazoa; Chordata; Hyperoartia; Petromyzontiformes; Petromyzontidae
Source: RefSeq, a predicted model, not a curated record